Molecule: messenger RNA, 420 nt
Organism: Telopea speciosissima
Lineage: Eukaryota; Viridiplantae; Streptophyta; Magnoliopsida; Proteales; Proteaceae
Product: secreted RxLR effector protein 161-like
Exons: 1
Coding region: 1-420 (139 amino acids)
Source: RefSeq, a predicted model, not a curated record
AUGCUGAGUGGAUUCAGUUGUAAUCCUGGCAAAGAGCAUUGUGAUGCUCUAACGAGGCUCAUGAGAUACCUUAAGGGUACUCUAAGGUAUGCCUCACACUAUACUGGACAUCCUCCAAUUUUAGAAGGAUAUUCUGAUACCUCGUGGUGCUCAGAUUUAGGAGACAGUAAAUCUACCAGUGGAUAUGUAUUUACACUGGAUGGAGCAGCUGUUGGAUGGAAAUCCAAAAGACAGACUUGUAUUGCUCUGUCAUCUAUAGAAUCAGAACUUAUUGCUCUAGCUUCUGCAGAAGAUGAAGCAGAGUGGAUCAAAGAUCUGAUUAUGGAUAUUCCAUUGAGAAGUUUGAAGUUAAACUCUCUAUCUAUUUUCUGUGAUAAUCAAGCUACAAAAACAAUAGUUAAUAACUCAUUCUUUAAUUGA